AUGAACACAGUCGCAUUGUCGCUUGACCCAGUUGUUCUGCUUGACCCCACGACUAAUUCCUUCCUUGACAUCGCGAGCACCAUUUCCUUCCGCUCAUCAACAGACCAAGUUUUAUUCUCGACUGCCGAUGAGCUGCUCAAUGGCAUUCAGGCAGGGGAGUUGUUUGUCCUCAAAGCCCAGACUUGUCGAUUUCUAGUCUCGGUUGCCCAAGAGGAAGACAGUGCAAAUGACCAAACAAUUUGGGCCCAACUAGGAAUCGAAAUAGUAUAUGAUGUGGAGAGUCCGUUCAGCCAUGGGCAUUUAUCCUUUAAGAUUGAGCACGCCGGAUCUGUGUUAUACCCAACGCUACCUUCCAACACUACGGUCAUCACUAUGCAAAAUCUAACCUGUUCGUUCUCCUUCCGUCGGAAACCAUCCACCCCCGAAGGCUCCAUGAUAGGUCCACAAGACGACAUCGACGACCCUUUUGACAGCCAAGACUCAGGCGUCUGUCUUAUAACUUGCGAUACUGCAACCGCAUUCAACAAGCAGACCGCUCAGGAUGGAGAUGUCACUUAUUCCGUAGGUCGACUUGUGGAAGCCGGCCUUAACGCAUUGUUCGUUGGUCACAAGGCCGUUGGCAGUAUCAGGAUGUUAACAACAAUGGGAACACCAACACUUAUCUGCCUCGCACCCGAGGUUUUCAACAUAGGCUAUCUUUCGUCCUUGACUACUCGGUCUCGCCUUCUACCAGCAUUGUCCUCUGUGUUCCAAGACCUUGGUCACAUUGAGUCUCGUCGACUCCGAGACCAUGAUUCUGUCUCAGAGAGCAUCCUUUUAUACGAUCAGAAUAGCGCGGUCGAAGGCUAUAGGCAUCGGAUUUGGAGGCUCAUGCGUGGCCAAAUCCCCCCCUACGAAGAAGCCAAAUCCGCACAGCAACAACCCCGAGAAUUAGCGACACAUCCAGACGAGGCCUUGAGAGACCUGAGCUUUGAUUCCAUGACUUCUUAUGGAGCUAGAUCAGAGGACGAAGCCUUACUUCGUGACGAACUUGACCUUGCGACCAAUGUUGAGCUUCAAGCAAACCAACAUCGCAACAUUCGGGAGACGUUAUCAGAUAUCGAUUUAGAGUUUGGCCAGAACACAGCUCCUUCAUGGACAGUUGACGACAAUCCGUUUUUGUCUUCUUCACCCCUGACCAUGAAGUUUCCUGCGGACCGGAGCGAGCCUGAAGACGAGCAAGAGGAAUGCGACGACGAGGGCUGCUACCCAGAAGACAAUUCGAACCACGAUGUCAAUCAAGAAGCUUUUGGCUCGCUAUGGUCGCCGCUACCACUCUCAAAUUUCGGAGGGCCUUCUGACCCAGAUAACGAGGCAGACCCAGAGGCAAAUAGGCCGGGUUGGGCUUUCGACUUGGCAGACGCGUCGCUACCACCUCUUCAUUUAACGCGAGAAAUAGUCAGGGGCACUCCUGGAAGUUACAGCGACUCGUCAAAUUCCGGUCUUAGUAUGGAGGACGAGAUCGACUUCAGAGCGGGUUAUGGUGCCGAUGACCCCCAAAGGCUAGGGUCGACAUCCUUCGUAUCCUACAGUGAUUGGCGAAGUGACGAGGACAAGGGGCCGCUCUCGGAGCUAUCAUUCCAAACAACCAGCAAUGACCGCCAAACGGAUGGUGAUGAGAUAUUCGGAGGACUUGACUUCGGCCGUUGUGAAACUAUACCCCAGGAUUACAUGUCGCCAAGUGAGGUCUUUUCCGGAAGCGAGAUUGACCUUGACGAAGACGACCAAAUCGAGUAA
Messenger RNA from Colletotrichum godetiae, 1776 nucleotides. RefSeq lists its product as uncharacterized. The transcript has 4 exons. NCBI's taxonomy places the organism in Eukaryota, Fungi, Ascomycota, Sordariomycetes, Glomerellales, Glomerellaceae. Bases 1 to 1776 code for a protein of 591 amino acids. The record is from RefSeq and is a predicted model, not a curated record.